UCAACCAUGGCAGCCUCUCUCUCCCUCCAACUUCACUCCUUCCCUCCAAAUCCCACCUCACCUUCGCCAUCCUCCAACACCAAAAUCACCUUCCAACUCUUCAACUUCAAACCACCACUCCCAAAGAAACCCCACCACACAACAGAGCCGUCCGAAUUCCCCACCACCAAGAACCACCGCCAUCACCAUCACCACCACUACAAGAAGCUGAAACAUUUCAAACAGAAAGAUGCAUUUCCAUCCUCCUUACCCAUCCACACAAAAAAUCCACGCUCCAUCUACAAAGACAUCAAACGAUUCGCGCGCCAAGACAAACUCAAAGAAGCACUUACCAUUCUCGAUUACGUUGACCAACAGGGAAUCCCUGUCAACGCCACCACUUUCUCCACUCUCAUCGCCGCCUGCAUUCGCACCAAGUCGCUACAACAUGGUAGAGAAGUCCACGUCCAUAUCCGAAUCAACGGCUUCGAAAACAACGAGUUUUUGCGAACGAAGCUUGUUCACAUGUACACCUCUUGCGGCGCUUUGGAAGAAGCCAAACAAAUCUUUAACGAGUUACCCUGUAACAGUGUGUACCCAUGGAAUGCGUUGUUAAGAGGGUCUGUGAUUUCGGGUAAAAAGCACUACCUUGAUGUGCUUAAAGCUUAUACUGAGAUGAGGGCAUUGGGUGUUGAGUUGAAUGUGUAUACUUUCACCACUGUGAUCAAGAGUUUCGCCGGUGCACCUGCCCUUUUCCAGGGCCUCAAGGCUCAUGGGUUGUUGAUAAAGAAUGGUUUGGUUGAUAGUUCAAUUAUUAGGACGAGUUUGAUUGAUUUAUACUUCAAGUGUGGGAGGAUCAAUCUUGCGCGCCGCGUGUUUGACGAAAUUCCCAACAGGGAUGUUGUGGUUUGGGGAGCAAUGGUGGCGGGUUUUGUGCAUAAUAGGCUGCAGAGGGAGGCCUUGGAAUAUGUGAGGUGGAUGGUGGAGGAAGGAGUGGAGGUUAAUUCGGUUGUGGUGAUGUCGGUUCUUCCUGCAAUAGGGGAAGUUUCUGAGCAGCGAUUGGGCAAAGAGAUUCAUGCUUAUGUGGUGAAGACGAAGGAGUACUAUAGGCGAGUGCCUAUUCAGUCUGCCUUGAUUGAUAUGUAUUGCAAAUGUGGGGAUAUGAGUUCGGCUAGGCGAGUUUUUUAUAGCUCGGCGGAGAGGAAUUUAGUUUGUUGGACGGCUUUAAUGUCCGGUUAUGCUUGGAAUGGUAGGUUGGAGCAGGCACUGAGGUCGACUAUUUGGAUGCAGCAAGAAGGGUUCAGGCCUGAUGUUGUGACAGUUGCAACUGUUCUUCCAGUAUGUGCUCAGUUGAGGGCUUUGAAACAGGGGAAGCAGGUUCAUGCUUAUGCUUUGAAGCAUUGGUUUUUGCCUAACGCGUCCAUAACUAAUUCGUUGAUGGUAAUGUACUCGAAGUGUGGCGUGAUUGAAUAUUCCGAAAGACUAUUUGACAGUAUGGAGAAAAGGACAGUUAUUUCAUGGACAGCCAUGAUUGAUUCAUAUGUAGAAAAUGGUCAUCAUCAUGAAGCACUUGAUGUGAUAAGGUCAAUGCAAUCAUCAAAGCAUAGGCCGGACUCAGUUGCAAUAGCCAGAAUGCUGAGUGUUUGUGGUGUGCUAAAACUUUUGAAGCAUGGACAAGAGAUUCAUGCACAGCUCUUGAAAAAGGAUUUUGCAAAAGUCCCUUUUGUUUCUGCAGAACUUAUCAAUAUGUAUGGGACUUUGGGAGAGGUUAAUAAGGCAAAGUUGGUAUUUGAUGCUGUCCCUGUUAAAGGUUCAAUCACAUGGACUGCUCUUAUUAGGGCCUAUGGAAAUAAUGAAUUGUAUGAAGGUGCAAUUGCUCUUUUCGAUCGGAUGACAUCGAGAGGUUCUACUCCGACGCAUUUCACUUUCGAUGCAAUGCUAUCUAUCUUUGACAGAGCUGGAUUUGUUGAUGAUGCUUAUAGGAUAUUCAAGUUAAUGACUAGAUAUAAAAUUGAACCAUCUAAAGAACAGUUUGAUAUAAUGGUCCGACUUCUUACCCAUGAUGGUCAACUGGAGAAAGCUCAAAAACUUGUACAGAUGAGUUCUGUUGUAUAGAGAAGGCAACAUCCCAGUUUUCAUAUGGAAGAUUUACAUAUUGUUAAAACAUUCUUGAAUCUAGAUUAACUAGAGACAUGUAAUUUUAGUUCAGAAUCCAUAAGUUGUAAUUUAUUUGAAAAUUU
Messenger RNA from Arachis duranensis, 2219 nucleotides. Its product is annotated as pentatricopeptide repeat-containing protein At1g71460, chloroplastic-like. The record is from RefSeq and is a predicted model, not a curated record. Bases 7 to 2094 code for a protein of 695 amino acids. Gene Ontology annotation, molecular function: protein binding; RNA binding. The transcript has a single exon. Lineage: Eukaryota; Viridiplantae; Streptophyta; Magnoliopsida; Fabales; Fabaceae. Gene Ontology annotation, biological process: RNA modification.